AAUCUGCGCUCACACACGCACACUGUCGGAGAACACUAUUGAGAAAGAGCGGGGGAACGAUGCGCUACGCACCCAAGAGAUUCCGCUAAGCGUACUGUAACACAGGUGAAACAAUGCAGUCAUUGCCACAACUGUGUGCUCCAGGCCUGUCUUUUGUUUUGUCACACUCCUUCCUCUUCCUGUUCCUAUCUUUGAACACUGGGGUUCAGGGGGCAACACUGAGGGAGCCCCACCUGUGGGGCAAUGAACUUGACACUUUCCGCCCCAGCUCUCAAGCCCCACCACCACCAAAUGCUGCAAUGCUACAAGCCUUGCAGUACAUCCAGAGCCUUAAUCAGCGAACACCUCAUGACCCUGUCACCAACAAUGAUCUGAAUGAUGUACGCACCAUGCUACAGCUAGCCAUACCUGCAAAGACAUCAACAGGAAUGCACAAUGGCAGAGGAGAGGAAGAGGAGAGGGAUGGAUUGGAGGAAAAAGAGGAAGAUAAAGGUCAACAGUGGAUCCAGGCAGUUCUCAGUACCCUACCACAGACUAAUGACCAAAGGACCUCUCUGAAAACACCCUACAGAGCUACCAGCAAUUUUUUAACACCCACUGAUCCACUUUUUCCACUCUCACCUGCUUUUGAAUCAAAACAACAGCAAGACAGGCAGAGUGAUGUAAUGAAUUAUGGGAGGAGCCUGUGGGCCAAUCAAGGCAUCCGCAGACGCCACAGAAAGUUUCCACUGAUGUUCAAGGAUGAGCAAGGCCAGGAUCAGCCCCUUAAAUGGAGCAACGAGAAUGCAGAAGAACAGUACACACCUCAAAAACUGGCCACCCUCCAAUCAGUGUUUGAGGAGCUCAGUCGAAUCGUAAACUCUAAAGCUGACAGCAAACAGCAGGAUAGUGAGGAUGGUGAAGGUGACAACAGUAAUGAAGAUGAUGAUGAGUACAGGGAGAAAAAAAUGGUGUUUGAGGAUGUAGCAGGGGAAGAGGAAGAAUUGAUGCCAAUAGAGCAAAAAACAGAACAAGAGAAAGAAGAAGCACAGAGACACGAGUUUAAUGGUGGAUUUGGUAAUGAAGUUGAAGAAGAGCAGGAUAAGGAGGGCAGUGAUGCGGAAGGAGAUGAUGAGGACAAAAGAUCAAACCAACCAGACUUGAUUGAGAUGGAAAAAGUGAAGGACCCAGAUGACAUUAACAGGUUGGUGAACUACUACUUGAUGAAAGUUCUAGAAAACACAGGGCCAGAGAAGCAGAGGAGAGAUCAAGAAAAGGAGAAAGAACAAGUAGAGGUGGAGGAAGAGAGUGACAGAGAGGAGGAUAAAGGGGAACAAGAAGAGGAGGAAGAUGAAAAGAGAGAUAAGAAUAGGGCAGCUCAGCUGCAAUACAGCGUAGAUCCCCAGUCUGUGUAUCAGCUUAUUCAGAUCUCCAAAAAACGUCAGGUUCCAUCAGAAGACAUUCUAGACUUGUUAGAAGAUGAAGAGACUAAGAAACCUGACAAGUCCUGGCAACACACACAAGCACAGUCAAAGACACCCUCAGUCAGUUACACUAGCUCAUACAACACAUACAAAAAUCCAGCCACUACAAUCUACCAACAGCCACUCAAAACACCAGAGAAAACCAGAGUUACUCAAAACAUCCUAAGGAUCCUUGGACUGGCAAAUGCAGCACAGCCUAACAACAAAUCCCUCCUGAGGCCAAAUCAGUACAAGUCCGCACUAAAUUAUUAUAUGGCAAAGAGAGAGCUUCCCGAUUACACAUUCUCUGAGAGCAGCAGAGAUCAGCAUGAGGCUGACUAUGAUGACAUGGUGGGUGAAGAUGAGCUUGCCAGUUACCUUGCAGCAGAGAUGCUUGCAGAAAGACAGAGGCGUGCUCCACUGGUCCUCGAGCACACUGUCCAGGAUUACUUUGUACAAGAUGGGAAAAGUAUGCCAGAAGAAACACAUGCAGAACAUGAAGAAACUGCUGAGAAUUCUGAUGAGGAGACACUGCUGAGAAUUAUGGACUACCUGAAUCCAGAGAGUGAAGACACAGAUAAAAUGCACAUUAACGGGAAAAAAGGACCAGGAAUGUAGAUCUUUACACUUAUACUAUAUUGUUUAAAACUGACUAUAAUUAAGUAUAAUAAAGUAUUUUGACAAAAGGAGAACAUGCAAUCAAGUUUAGUCAAUGUAAUGUUUUAGUUUUUUUUCUCAGAUGAUGUUUUAGCAGGGCCACUAGCAUCAUAAUCUUGGUAGCCUAUGUGUUUCAGAGUCAGUUUAUUGUUAUCCUUACAAUACUGUAUUGGUUUAAACACUUUAAAAAGUCAAAGCCUCUGUCAAUGUUUUAAACCUUCCCAUUCACACUCACUUUCUCAGUAAAAUAUUGUCUACCUGUUGUUUCCAUUAGUCACAUCUGAAGCAUUUGGCAAUGUGUGAAGUGAUAGAAGUAAAUAAAGGCUUUGCUUGCAUCUUGUUCAUUUUAA
This is a messenger RNA of Colossoma macropomum (tambaqui), 2449 nucleotides long. It is a transcript of the gene scg2a, whose product is annotated as secretogranin II a. The transcript is spliced from 2 exons. Lineage: Eukaryota; Metazoa; Chordata; Actinopteri; Characiformes; Serrasalmidae. Bases 114 to 2060 code for a protein of 648 amino acids. The record is from RefSeq and is a predicted model, not a curated record.